UAUUGGUAAUUGCAGCCGAUUACACACGAGUAAAAAAUGACAACGGUGGUGCAUGAUUCACACACGGUCGUUGUCAAUAUGACACCGGUCGUGUAUGAAUUAUGCACCACCACCUGCAUAAUGAUGCACCACCGUUGUUACUUUGUACACCGACGUGCAUGAAUCGUACACGAUCGUUGCCAUUUUAGCAACUACCGUGUAUGAAUCAUGCACCACCGUUGUCAUUUUUUUUACUCGUGUGCAAUCGGCUGCAUAUUUACCAUUUUUUCCGUGUUAUUGAAAGAGAAAGGACGCAUUGUGCAAAAAAUUUAUUGAAAAUGAAUAAUAAUUCGCAAGAUCCUCAAAAUAUCAUUGGUGAGUUGUUAGAAAUCGAUGGCAAUAUUGUUGUGGUUCGCGAUACAAACCAUUGCAGCAGUCAAGAUGCGGAAAACAAUGAGGACGAUUAUAUGUUAAGGGAGUUCUUAAAAGGAAUAAAUAUGGAGUCGCUUUUUGAACAAUUAAAAGGUAAGUAAAUAAAAAUGAAUUUUUCAGUUAAUCAGUGUAAUUAACAAAGAAUUUUCUUUUUUGUUCUUUUAGCAUCACAUGUAACAUUUCGCAGUUUGCAGUACUUGAAAAAAGAAGAUUUAAAGGAAGCAGUGCCACCAUUGGGACUGCGAGUUGAAUUCAGAGAAAAGCUCUUUGCUUGGAAAAAAACGAAAGCUCGGGAUUGAUGACGAAACUAUGUCAGUUCCAUCUAAAAUAGGUGAAUGGUGGAAACGCAACGAGACACCUGCAAGUACUCCUGGUACUCCCGACACUACAGGUUCGAACUGCUCAAAAGCCAAAGGAAUUUUGUCAGAGGAUCUAACGGAAUUGUUAACACAUACCUCGAAGGGGAAACUAGCGCUUGAAUGUAGUAGCGUUAAUAAGAAAUUAAGUGACGAGCAAAGAGAUGAUAUAAUUAAUAUAAUUAUUGAAGAUAUUUUAACCAACAAUGUUACUCUUUACACUCAAGACUAUAUGCGCAUAUUGGAUGAAAUUUGUUCCGUUUUUCCUCUUGAAAACGAAAUGAGGGAUUAUUAUUACAUUUCAAGAAAAGGAAAGAACAACGCAAGCGGAAAACUUUAUGCCAAGUAUAGAAACAAGAAGUCCAAAAGAAUAAAGCUUUUGAUUUCCGAGCCUAGCACAAGCAAAGCAGCAACUCACUCAUCUCCUAAUUUUUGUAACAAAGAUGUUCCCGAAAUUGAUGAAUCAGUUGAAAAUUCAUUGAAAGCUUCCUUACUAAGAGAAUGUAAUGAUUGGGGAUCGAUCUGCGAAAAAUGGAAAAGAUCUUUUAACAUACGGCAAAGAGAUAUAAAAAAUUUAAGUAGCCAUACAUUUCUCCUAGAAUGGACGAAGUUGUCCGAUGCAAGAGCUUCAGAAUUGGUAAGUAGCCAUGAGCUAUUUAUUUGUAUAUGGAUACUAAUGUUUCGUUUUAGGUCAACAUUGAUUUCGAUAUUAUGUAUCCACAGAAAGGCAAUCUUCUACUUUCUAAAUGGGACCAAUUUAAGAAAAAAAUUUACAAUUAUUAUGGGAAAAAUAUUCAUAACGAACAUUGCAAACAACUCUUCGCAAAUGUUAUAUAACAUUAUAUGUUUAUAUAACAUUAUACGGUUCGUUAAAACCGAAACACCACUUUCUUGUCCACUAUCCCACUGCUAUCCGAAAAUGUGGUCCCCUUAAAUAUCUCUGGAGCAUGAGAUUCGAAGCUAAACACAAGGAAGCAAAAGCCUAUUUAGGAAAUACUACAUCAAGAGUAAAUCCCUGUCGUUCAUUAUCUAUUAAGUCUGGAUUGAAAUUUUCCAAUUUUUUAUUAAAACACGAAGAUAACUUAGAACCAAAUGUUAUCAUUAAUACGCAUACCAUCGAAGAUUUGGCAAAAGAGGAAUAUUGUUACAAAAAACGUAAGCCAGUUUUAAAUUACCAAAAUUGCAAAGUGUCUGAUGACAUUUUUUUUAAGGGAACUAGGUAUAAAAAAAACUAUUAUUUAGCAACAAAUAAUGCCGCAAUUGAACUUUUCAAAAUUAAACAUUUAAUAAUUGAAAAUGAAAAUGUUUACAUUUUAUGUAACCAAGUAAAAGUUAAAAACUUUGAUUAUCAUUUACAAUCGUAUGAAGUUGGUUCUCUGAAUGAGGAUACAAUUUUUUUAAUACCAAUUUUAGAUUUUAUUACUUACCCAUUUCACUUAUAUCCUAUGAAUAAUGGAAAAGUUUAUUUCAGAUUUAAGUUAAUUUAAUUUGU
This is a messenger RNA of Musca domestica (house fly), 2259 nucleotides long. RefSeq lists its product as uncharacterized. NCBI's taxonomy places the organism in Eukaryota, Metazoa, Arthropoda, Insecta, Diptera, Muscidae. The transcript has 4 exons. The record is from RefSeq and is a predicted model, not a curated record. The coding region runs from base 721 to 1701 and encodes 326 amino acids.